Molecule: messenger RNA, 1228 nt
Organism: Hordeum vulgare subsp. vulgare (domesticated barley)
Lineage: Eukaryota; Viridiplantae; Streptophyta; Magnoliopsida; Poales; Poaceae
Exons: 2
Coding region: 235-945 (236 amino acids)
Source: RefSeq, a predicted model, not a curated record
GGUAGGUGGCCCGACCGACCAAGGGACCAGGAUCCAUGCAUGCACCGGUGCGAGUGAGAUCGAAUCAACCACACCACGGUGCACGGUCCCGGCACCACGCUCGCCAUACCACCUAUUUAUAUCCACGUUCCUCUCGCCCCUCUUCUAUGUGGCGGCAGCUCGCGCAUCACAUCGCAUCACAUUCUGAUUUCUGAAUCUCCGGCAGCAGCUUCGCCUUGCUGAUCCGGUGGUCAGAUGGAGGAGGAGGAAGCUUCGGCGGAGCUGAUCAGCCCCAGGAUCUCCUUCUCGCACGACCUCGCCGCCUUCGCGGCCACCGCAGCGACGGCGCCGCCCGAGCCACGGCGGUCGGACGCGUCCCUCCUCAUGUCGAGGCGGAGGCGGCGCCGCGCGCCCGAGCCGGAGUUCGACUUCGCCAACGCGGCGGCCGCCGACGUCGCGCCGGCAGACCGUCUGUUUGCCGACGGCAAGCUGCUCCCCGUGCCGCCCCUGCCGCCCACCGCCCCGCGCGCGCGCUGCGCCAAGCCACCCCAGGCCGGGGCGUGGCAGAGGGCGCCGCGGUCUUGGGCGUCCCCGUUCGCGCGCAGCAGCAGCGUCAACUCCGCCAGGACCGCGGCGGCGGCGUCAGGGAGGUUCACCUGCCCGGCGUUCCCGCUCAUGCGGAGCCGGUCGACCGGCUCGGCGGCGGCCGCGGUCGGCGCCCACCAGCGGCCCAACAACGGCGGCAACGGUGGUGCGAGGUCGGUUUACUACUACGGGUACGGGGGCGGAAGGAACGCAGGCGACGGCCAUGGCGGCGGCGGGGUCCGGGUGAGCCCGGUGCUGAACGUGACGUCCAUCGGCACGAGCGUGGUGAACAUGCUGAGCCACCUGCUGUGCGACUGCGGCGACAAGGCCGCCAAGCAGCAGAGCAGGGGCUUCGGAGUGCGCUGCUGGGUAGCCAGAUAGUAGCACAAUUAGAAGGAGUACCACAAGUUAAGCGCACUCGUUAAUCACUGAUUGAUUGAUGGAUUGAUUGCCCACUUGUCGCCAUGGUUGCUUGUAAGUAAGUAAGUAAGUAAGUAAGUAAGUAAGAUCGGAAGAUAAACCAAGCCAUGUGAGUUGAGACCGAUUGAUGGGUUCAGAGAUUGAGUGCGUCGUCUAGGUGACGGGACAGCGUAUCAGUGCCCUUUUGGUUGUGUCGUUGGUUAGUGGCGAGGCAUGGAUAGAGCGGGGUUGAUAGGGACGUGCA